AUGCCAUCCUCCUCGGCUGCCUCCAGCCCUUCCACCACAUGCCCAACCCUCCCCUCCAUCACCCACUCCCUCCUCCAAACAUCCCUCUCUCUCAAGCGCGACUUUCGCUUCCUCAAACUGACCGUCCGAGUGUCCAAUCCCGAUCGUUCCUCACUUGAAAUCGCCUUUGAUGAAUCCGAAACCCACAAACUCCUCCGCACCUCCCUUACCCGACUCAACUCUGCAACCCGAUGCUUCAUCCGCGAUGCCAAUAUUUUGUUGGAUGAAGAGGUAAAUCGGUCUUUUGAUGCUUACUUGCGCCGCUCGGAUUUCUACUCUGGAUUUCACAAAGAACAAGAAGAAGAAGGACAAGAAGGAGAGGAAGAAGGACAAGAAGGAGGAGAAAAGGAAGAAGGAUGGCAUGUUCUAGACAUGACUUCCGAAGAAAAAGAGACGAGAAGAGAGUUGAGGAGGGUACUUGAGGUGGUGGAGGAGUUGAGAGGGGUAUUUCUCAAGAAGGCCGGGAAGUACGUGCUGAAUGGGGUGGGAGGAAAGGUCUUUAAGGAGAAGGGUGAUGAUGGUGAUUUGGGAGAUUUGGUGGGGGUGUUGGGUAAGUUGAAUGAGGAUGGAGAUGGGGAGGACGGUAAGGGUAAAGAAGGGAAGAUGACUUCAAGUUUGGCACCUGACGAUAACAGUGUCGUCGACUGCAAUGAUACUUUUACAGUUGUCGUCACAACAGGGAUCAUCUCUCGGCAUUGGUUCCCUUUCCCACCUCCCCAUCACCAUCCAGAUGGCGAUCAGCGUCACGUUCCUACUGACGAGGUCGAUAACCUCGUUCGGCACAGCGGAAAGAACAUAAAGGCCUACCGCCCUCGGGAACAAGUCGCCGCGCUCAACGAACAUCUCAUGGAGGAGACUCAAAAGUUGAGGGAAGAGGCAAUCAAGAAGGAUCCCACACGUGCUGCAGAACUCCAUGGUAACAAGCCCUGCAAGGGCGCUCUCAUUGACAAGGAGUUGGCGGAGGAGGAUGCGGCGGAGUUGAGGAAGAAGGAGCAGAAGCUCAAGCAAGGAAUUGCUGGAGCGACCCAUUUCAAAAACAAACACCAUCACCGUAAGAAUGAGGAGGAGGAGCAGUGA
Molecule: messenger RNA, 1116 nt
Organism: Neurospora tetrasperma FGSC 2508
Lineage: Eukaryota; Fungi; Ascomycota; Sordariomycetes; Sordariales; Sordariaceae
Exons: 5
Coding region: 1-1116 (371 amino acids)
Source: RefSeq, a predicted model, not a curated record